Penicillium paradoxum is the source of this 492-nucleotide messenger RNA. RefSeq lists its product as uncharacterized. NCBI's taxonomy places the organism in Eukaryota, Fungi, Ascomycota, Eurotiomycetes, Eurotiales, Aspergillaceae. The record is from RefSeq and is a predicted model, not a curated record. The transcript has a single exon. Bases 1 to 492 code for a protein of 163 amino acids.
AUGCGAUUCUUACUUCUCAGCGCCCUGGCGCUCCUAAUUGCCGUUGCCAAUGCCUCUCUCUCAACUGAUAUCCUAUACUGGCCUAUAGGAUCGACACAGCCAUCUAUCCUCGCGCAUCUAUCCUACGACCCUAUCUCGAUGAAAUCGGACAUAAUCUCAUACCAUCCACCGAAGGUUGAUCAAAGCGACAGUCUAGUGCGUCUCGGUCUUUAUACUUCAGCGACAAACCAGAAGCAAUGGGUCGGCAGUCUCGUGUCUUUGUCGUCUCUCGCUAGUGAACCAACAUUCCGCCUUCACCUUGGUCCGGCCAACGAAGUCUAUUCUGUCUCCCUGUCUGCAUCUUCGAUCACCCAGCACCCAACAUCUGGCCCUCAGGUCAAUCUUAUUCCGAACGAAUCUGGGACCUCCCCCCAUCUGAAUCGGCCAGUGGUUGUCCGUCCCGAUGGCCAAAACUCAGACCAACCUGAAGAGAAGUCUCUUUUGCAAAAGUAG